AGUCGCUGUCUCUACCUUCGUAUUUCGACUAGUCUCGAUUGAUUGAUCUGUGAAUCUGUUUCCUUCUCGAUUUUUGAUCUGCUAGGGUUCGAACUAUGACUCGAACGCGAUUCUUGAGUUUGUAAAUGAUCGAUCCACUAUCAAAAAAAACUUUUAGUGUUUUUCUUUUCCCACCAAAAAGAAAUUAGGGUUUUGAUAUCGAAUUCGGUUCUAUUGGGUACUGAUCCCAAGUGUUGCUUUGUUUUUACUGGGGGGCUGCCUACGUAGUACACAUAUGCAUCUGUGAAUGUUAUGUUCCCAUGCGUAUGCAAGUUUAUGGAUGCCGCCUGUGUUGAGAAUGGAAGGUAGUUCUUCUGUGAUUGAGAAAAAUACAGAUGAUGGCCUUCAAGAGGUUGAAGAAGUUUCAGAUGUUAAUGUGUUAACUCCAAUUGCUGGUAUGGUUUUUAAUUCUGAGAAGGAAGUUUUUGAAUUUUACAAUAGGUAUGCUCUACAAAAAGGAUUUGGUUUAACUAAGAGAAGUACUAAGAACGGAGAUGAUGGACAGUUAAAAUACUAUUCUCUUGCAUGUGCUAAAGUUGGCAAGUAUGUAAGCAAGGCAAAGAAUAGUUACAAUCCAAGACCAUCUAUGAAAACUGCUUGCAAGGCCAAGAUUAAUGUAUCUGUGAGUAGUGAGCGAAAAUUCACCAUCACCCGUGUUUACUUGGAUCAUAACCAUCAACUUAGUCCUGGGAAGUCGCGUUUCUUCAAGCGUAACAAGAAUAAGGAUUCAUCUGUAAAAAGAAAACGCGAAGAAAAUGAACAAACUGAAGUUCCAUUAUGUAAGAAUUCUCAUUUCAUUGUUGAAGCUGGGGGUUAUGAAAAUUUGCCAGUCACUGGAAGGGAUUGCAGAAAUUAUAUUGCUAAAGCAGGACAAAUCAGGCUUGGGACUGGGGAUGCUGAGGCACUUCGUAAUUACUUUUGUCGCAUGCAAAAAAGAAAUUGUAAUUUUUUCUAUCUCAUUGAUAUGGAUGGAGAAGGUCGGUUAAGAAAUGUGUUCUGGGCAGAUGCAAGAUCUAGAGCAGCAUAUGAAUCUUUUGCUGAUGUUAUAUCAUUUGAUACUACGUAUCUAACAAACAAAUAUGACUUGCCACUCACUCUCUUUGUUGGUAUUAAUCAUCAUGGACAGACGAUGUUAUUUGGAUGUGGUCUGUUGUCAAAUGAGGAUACUGAGACAUAUAUUUGGUUGUUUUCAUCGUGGUUAGAAUGCAUGGGUGGUCGUUAUCCAAAUGCCAUAGUUACAGAUCAAUGUAAGGCUAUACAAGUGGCAAUUGAAAGAGUAUUUCCUUGUUCACAACAUCGACUUUGUCUUUGGCAUAUUAUGAGAAAACUCCCAGAGAAGCUUGGAGGCUUGUCUCAUUAUAAAGCAAUCAAGAGAACUUUGAAGAGUGUUGUCUAUGAGUCAAUAGAAGUUGCUGAAUUUGAAGAGAGUUGGUCUAGAAUGAUUGAAGAACAUAAUCUUGAUAAAAAUGAAUGGUUGAAUUCUUUGUUUACAGAUAGACAGCAGUGGGUUCCUGUAUAUGUUAAAAGUACUUUUUGGGCUGGAAUGUCUACAACUCAGCGGAGUGAAGGCUUAAAUGCUUUUUUUGAUGGCUAUGUGGGUCCUAAAACAUCUUUGAAGCAAUUUGUGGAGCAAUAUGAUAAUGCUUUGAAAAGCAAGGUUGAAAAAGAAACAAAGGCGGAUUUUGCUUCUUUCCAUUCUAGUAUCCCCCUGAUAACUGGUUGUCAUUUUGAAAAACAGUUUCAAGAAGCUUAUACAAAUGACACCUUCAAAUUGUUUCAAGAUGAGUUAAGGAGCAUGUUGUUUUGUAAUUUAGUGCAUUUAGAGGAUGAUGGACCAAUUUCUAAGUUUCAAGUGACAGAUAUUUUAAGAGGGAAAGAUGGCAAACCAAAAAGACAAGUUAUUUAUAAUGUUUUUGUUAAUGAGAUUGAUCAUGAACUUAAAUGCUCUUGUCACUUGUUUGAGUUUAAAGGUAUUCUUUGUCGACAUGUGGCUAAAGUGCUACUUGAGAAAAAUGUGGCAGAAGUUCCCCCUCAGUGCAUUUUAAUGCGUUGGAGAAAAGACGUUAAACGUCGAUACACUUUGAUUGAGAAUUGUUAUGAUGACUUUGGGAACAACGAGCAAAAACUACGGUAUAAUACAUUAUGCUCCCAUUUUCACAAGGCCGCAGAGAUUGGAGCACAAUCUAGUGAGAAGUAUGUAUUUUUGAUGAAAAGUGUGGAUGAAAUGAUAGACAAGCUUAUAAGUGAUAUCAAUGUGUGAAUAGAUCAAUCCUGACCAAAUGGCUUUAGUAUCUAUAUUAAAAGUCGAUGAUGAACAAAAUGCUUCAAUUGGAAAGCUAUUAUCUCCUUAGAAGGCACAAACAAAGGGAUGUCUACCAUCAAAAAGAAAGAAGUCCGUUGUAGAACAAAUUGUACAGAAAACCAAGAGAAGCAAGAAAAAGAGGCAAGAGAGGACUGAUGUUUCAUGGGGCUGGAAGAAAGGAAGCUAGGUCAGAAGCUUUUGGUUGAUGUGGAUGCGCGGAUGGAUCUCUGACCAGCUGGUAAAUUUAACCACUUGCCAGGGUACCAUCAGUUACACAGAGAUACGUUGCAUAGUGAGAGAAGCCCUUUGAGGGAGCACCUAAGAAUCUUCCGGAGUCUGGCUCGGCUCAUAGUCAUAGCAUCUGCUACGCCGACCUAGUAUCCCAAGAUAUCUGCAGUGAGUCAGAGUUUUGUAAGCCUCAUGUUGCUGUGCGUGGCCUCUUCUGUACCAUAUUUUGGCUUUAAUGCUCAAUACUAAUACUAAUCUUGUGAAAUUAUUCUCAAGUGAGACAUUGUUAAAAGGACUGAUACCUGGCUCUUAGUCUUAAGACUAGUUUAGUUCUAAUGAAGCAAGGGAGAUGUUCAUGGUCUGUAAAUCCAAUAAUUAGAUUGAACUAAUGUAAUUGUGUUAGUUUGAUUGAA
This is a messenger RNA of Diospyros lotus (date-plum), 2982 nucleotides long. RefSeq names its product protein FAR1-RELATED SEQUENCE 6-like. The record is from RefSeq and is a predicted model, not a curated record. The coding region runs from base 287 to 2299 and encodes 670 amino acids. Gene Ontology annotation, biological process: regulation of DNA-templated transcription. The transcript is spliced from 4 exons. Lineage: Eukaryota; Viridiplantae; Streptophyta; Magnoliopsida; Ericales; Ebenaceae. Gene Ontology annotation, molecular function: zinc ion binding.